AUGGCUAAAUCAUCAAGUAAAGUAUCAAAGAAAGACUCCAAAUCCAAGAAGGUCGAAAAGAAGGUUGUUGAAUCCGAAUCAUCUUCCUCUGAAGAAAGCUCAUCUUCUUCUGAAGAAAGCUCAGAUGAAAGCUCUGAUAACGAAUCAUCUUCAGAUUCUGAAUCUGAAUCCGAACAAGAAGUAAAGAAACAAAAGAAGGUUGCUGAAUCUUCUGAUUCCGAAUCUGAUUCCGACUCUGAAAGUGAAGAAGAAAAGGAAGUCAAGAAGGAAGCUGCUGCCGACUCCUCCUCAUCUGACUCUGAAUCUGAAAGUGAAGAAGAAAAGGAAGAAAAGAAAGAAUCAUCAUCCGAAUCCGAUUCUGAAUCCUCCUCAUCUGAAUCUGAAUCUGAUAGUGAUUCUGACGAAGAAGAAGAAGUUAAAGAUUCAAAGAAACGUAAGGCUGAAUCUUCCUCAGCUGAAUCUUCAUCUGAAACUUCCGAAGAAGAAGUUGAACAACCAGUUACCAAGAAAGCUAAGACUGAAGAAGAACCAGCUACUUUAUUCGUUGGUAGAUUAUCAUGGAAUGUUGAUGAUGAAUGGUUACAAAGAGAAUUUGAACCAUUAGGUGGUGUUAUUAGUGCUAGAGUUAUAAUGGAUAAGGCUACUGGUAAAUCUAGAGGUUAUGGUUAUGUUGAUUUUGAAUCUAAAGAAGCUGCUGAACGUGCAUUAAAUGAAUAUCAAGGUAGAGAAAUGGAUGGUAGACCAAUUAAUUUAGAUAUGUCUACUGGUAAACCACAUGCAGCCAAAUCUAAUGACAGAGCUAAACAAUAUGGUGAUACCCCAUCUGCUCCAUCUGAUACUCUUUUCAUUGGUAAUCUUUCAUUCAACGCCGACAGAGACAGUUUAUUCAAUACUUUUGGUGAAUAUGGUAGUGUUAUAUCAUGUAGAGUUCCAACUCAUCCAGAUACUCAACAACCAAAGGGAUUCGGUUAUGUUCAAUUUUCUUCUAUUGAUGAAGCAAAGGCUGCAUUAGAAGCAUUAAACGGUGAAUUAAUCGAUGGCCGUCCAUGUAGAUUAGAUUUCUCCACUCCAAGAGACAACAACAAUAGCAGAGGUGGUUUCGGUGGAAAUAGAGGAGGUAAUUUUGGUGGUAGAGGAGGAAACAGAGGUGGUAGAGGUGGUUUUGGUGGUAACAGAGGUGAUUUUGGCGGUAACAGAGGUGGUCGUGAAAGAUCAUUCUCUCCAAGACCAACAACUGAAUUCAAGGGUACCAAGAAGACUUUUGAUUAA
Hemisphaericaspora subhashii is the source of this 1269-nucleotide messenger RNA. RefSeq lists its product as uncharacterized. Gene Ontology annotation, molecular function: RNA binding. The record is from RefSeq and is a predicted model, not a curated record. The coding region runs from base 1 to 1269 and encodes 422 amino acids. Lineage: Eukaryota; Fungi; Ascomycota; Pichiomycetes; Serinales; Debaryomycetaceae. The transcript has a single exon.